This is a messenger RNA of Parnassius apollo (apollo), 2412 nucleotides long. The record is from the annotation of a GenBank genome assembly. Lineage: Eukaryota; Metazoa; Arthropoda; Insecta; Lepidoptera; Papilionidae.
AUGGCGUCACUAGAAUUGCUAACGCCACAUUUAUCAAAAAUCAAAUUACCGGCGCCACAACAAUUAGUGUACAAAGAUGAAUGUGUUUAUUCAUUUGACAAUCCGGAAUCUGAAACUGGCCUCUAUGUAUCACUUACGUCGUUUCUUGGCUUCGGUCGCAACUACGUGGAGCAGUACUUCCAAAAGACAGGCAAUGCUGUGUUCCUUCACAUACAGAGAGAAAAGAUACCCGUCCCAGAACCAGAGACAACUGGCGAUGGCCCAGAAAAGAAGAUCACUCGGCUGGCCAUUGGUGUGGAAGGCGGAUUUGAACCGGAUAGCGGCAAACCCAAAUACACCUUUACAGACCAUUACAGUGUUGUGGUGUUGCCAGGAUUCCACACAUACCCUUGGCCUAAUCCUGCACUUCCUGAAGUGGUAACGAAAUCCGUCCAAGCCGUUAUUGAUGCAGAAUCGCCUUUCAAAAUUGCCGAGAUGGCAGCCCUACAUGGCACUUGGGAUGGCGAGACAAGAGAAGUGUCUGUACAUGCACUUAACUUGAAACAAUUAGACAAUGGCGUCAAAAUACCUCCUUCUGGUUGGAAAUGCGCUAAAUGCGACCUGACCAACAAUCUGUGGUUGAAUUUGACAGACGGCUCUAUUUUAUGCGGCAGAAGAUUCUUUGAUGGCUCUGGAGGCAAUGAUCAUGCCGUUGAGCACUACCGUGCUACAGGAUAUCCAUUAGCAGUGAAACUGGGAACUAUUACAGCUGAUGGGAAAGGUGAUGUUUUCUCAUAUGCAGAGGAUGACAUGGUGGAAGACCCUUACCUGGCUGAUCAUUUGAAACAUUUUGGAAUUAAUGUGCAGCAGUUGCAGAAGACGGAAAAAUCGAUGGUAGAGUUGGAAUUGGAGCUAAAUCAACGAACUGGUGAAUGGAACACCCUGCAAGAAUCCGGCAGCGAUCUGCGUCCCCUUCACGGGCCCGCCCUCACCGGCCUCAACAACCUGGGCAACACGUGCUACAUCAACAGCGUCGUACAGGUUAUGUUUAGGAUGCCAGACUUCAUCCGAAGAUAUGUUGAAGGCGCUCCGGAAAUAUUCUCUACGUUUCCCGAAGAUCCAGUCAAUGAUUUCAACGUUCAGACUGCAAAGCUGGGUGUGGGCUUGGUGUCGGGCCGCUACUCGUUCCCGGAGUCGGACGGUGCGCAGCGUGGCGUGUCCCCGCACAUGUUCCGGCAGCUGGUGGGCCGCGGGCACCCCGAGUUCAUGAGCAAGCGCCAGCAGGACGCACACGAGUUCUACCUGCAUCUGCUCACGCUCAUCGAGCGGAACAGUCGGCACCGCGCCAACCCGGCUGACUGCCUGCGCUUCGCGGUGGAGGAGCGGCUGCAGUGCGGGGAGUCGGGUGGCGUGCGCUACUCGCGGCGCGCCGAGCACCACCUGCCGCUGCCAGUGCCGCUGGCGCGUGCCACCAACCAGCCGCAGCUGCGCGCCUACGAGCAGCGCCGCGCGCACGUCGAGGCCAGCGGACAGCGCCUGGACCCAUCACAGAUAGUUCGGCCACAAAUUCCCUUCGAAGCUUGUCUCGAAAGCUUCAUGAGGGAAGAGACCUUAGAGCAAUUCUUUAGCAGCGCUGUCAACAAGAAAGUAAACGCAACUAAAAUAACCCGGCUGGCAACAUUCCCUGACUACUUACUGAUCCAGCUGAAGAAAUUCACCAUUAAAGAGGACUGGACGCCGGCUAAGCUCGACGUCGCGGUAGACAUGCCUUGGGAGGUGGACCUCAGCUGCUUACGAGGCCGUGGACUGCAGCCCGAGGAGACGCAGCUGCCCGAGGCGGCUCCUGAAGUGCCUCCGCCGGUGUUCAACGAGGCUUUACUGACGCAGUUGUUGGACAUGGGUUUCCCGUUGGAAGCGUGCAAGAAGGCGCUAUACUAUACGAACAAUUCAGGCAUGGAAGCUGCCUCUAACUGGUUGAUGGAGCAUAUGACAGACUGGGACUUCGCUAAUAAAUUCGAACCACCAGGUUCACAAUCCACUGAUGGCGCCAGCGGGCCAGUGGACGAGACUAAUGUGCAGAGCAUCAUCAGCAUGGGUUUCACUCGUGCUCAAGCCGAGCGCGCGCUGCGGGCCACCGGUGGCGACGUGGGGCGCGCGCUUGACUGGAUCUUCAGCCGCGCCGACCAGCUCGACGCCGAGCAGGCGCCCGCGCAGCCCGCCCAACCCGACCGCACGCUCGGUUGCCGCGACGGACCCGAGAAGUACAAAUUGGUGGCGUUCAUAUCGCAUAUGGGCACGUCGACCAUGGUCGGCCAUUACGUGUGUCACGUGUUGCACGAAGGACGCUGGGUCAUAUUUAACGACAAUAAGGUUGCUCUCUCAGAAAACCCUCCAAAGGAUCUCGGCUACUUGUAUCUGUAUGAAAGGCUGUGA